This is a messenger RNA of Pogonomyrmex barbatus (red harvester ant), 5679 nucleotides long. RefSeq names its product neprilysin-like. Gene Ontology annotation, molecular function: metalloendopeptidase activity. Gene Ontology annotation, biological process: protein processing. The record is from RefSeq and is a predicted model, not a curated record. Gene Ontology annotation, cellular component: plasma membrane. Lineage: Eukaryota; Metazoa; Arthropoda; Insecta; Hymenoptera; Formicidae.
GUAAGCUGAACUAUAAGUAUUUUAUAUUACAAUAGAGAACGUUUGAGAUAGUAUAAUGUAAUAUUUCCGUAUAGUGUAAUUCACAUUCAUAUUGAUCAACAAAUUAAUCCGACAUGAGGCGAUUCAUUCUUUUCGUCUUUGUCGGUGCAUUUUUAAUAAAGGAUGUCACGCCGAGAGCCCAUAGAUAUCCCUUAAGUCUGACACGGUUGUUCCAUUCAAAAAGAUUAAAUGAUAACAAGAAAGGGACGCAGUCCGUAUGCGAUUCCGACGAAUGCAAAAAAAUGGCUAAUACGUUUCUGGAGAACAUGAAUAAAUCCGCGGAUCCGUGUAAUGAUUUUUACGAGUACGCAUGUGGACGAUGGGAAGAGCAUAAUCCCAUUCCAGAAGGUCGCGUUGAAUGGUCUGUGUUUCAUCAACUCAAUAAGAAAACCGAACAGCAAAUUCAAGAAAUUCUGGAUUCUGAGCCUGCGAAAGACGAUAUUCGAUUAGUUAAACUGGCCAAAGAUUGGUACAAAGCUUGUAUGGACACGGAUGCAAUGGACCAGCAGGGAAUCGAACCGCUGAUUUCUACCCUAUCACGUUUAGGUGGCUGGCCUAUGUUAACAAAUAAUUGGAACGAGCAGGAGUAUCCAUGGCAAGAAGUGGACGAUCAAUAUAUGCGUUUGACAGGAAGAAAUUCUUUUCACGAUGUGCGGAUACAAAAAGCUUCAGAUCCAAUAGUUGUGGUGAUCGAUGUUCCGCAUUUACCACCGGGGUCAAAAAAACUGCAGAGUGUGUUAGAGGCUAAAGAUGAAAACGAAGAUGAAAGCAAUGAAGAAGAUGAAAGUGAAAGUGAAAGUGAUGAAGAUCCGAGUGAUGAAGAGAAGCAAAGUAAUGAGGAUCACGAGCCUGGAAGCGAAGGCGAAGAUGAGUUUAAAGACGAUGAUACAGAUAAUAACAGUGACGAGGAAGAUUAUGACGAUGAUGAUGAUGAUGAUGAUGAUGAUGAUGAUGAUGAUGAUGAUGAUGAUGAUGAUGAUGAUGAUGAUGAUGAUGAUAAUGAUGACGAUGAUCCAAAUAGUGACGAUAAUAACAAUAAUAUCGAUAUAGAUGAACAAGAUGAAAAAACAAAGAAAAAAAUAAGUAAGAAGAAAGUCACUAAUAAGAUCGCUCAUAAAAGAAACAAAAAAGUACGGCACGUUGGACAGGCAAAGAGCGGUAACCGGAAUGUUAAAAAGCACAGCAUCCAUAAGACGAGGAAACAAAGAACCAAAAGAUGGACAAAAACGACAGGAGUUCACAGCAAACGAACGCAGCAUACUAAUCGUCACAAAAAAUUACAUAUUCCGAAACUCCAAAGAAAUCAUUUAAAAAAGGUAGUUAGAAGAAUGAAAAGAGCCAAUUUAGACACGACAUCGCAGAUUAGCACAGAUGAAACAAAUAAUGAAGAAAAUGAGAUACAACAGUAUAUUAGCUAUAUUUUAAACGUAGCUAAUAUCAUAGCCAAGAAAAUGGAUAGCGAUAUUUCACAAGAACGUCUCGUAAAUGAUAUUAAUGACAUGGUCGAGUUCCAAUUAAGAUUGAUUCAGAUUAUGCCACAAAAGCUUUUCAAUUUAAUCAGCUUGGAUUUCAGCGUGGAUACUACGCUUGAUAAGCUUCAAGACUGGUUUGAUGAAUACGAACCUAAAACAGCUAAUGGAAAGAUUGACUGGAAAAACAAAAUCGAGACAUUGUUCAAUGAGGCGGACAAGCCCGUAGGUGGCAAUGUAAGUAUAGAAGUUAAUAAACCACAUUAUAUUGAAUCUCUUGUUUCCUUGCUGGAUGAAACGCCAACUCGAACAAUCGUGAAUUACAUACAUUGGAAUUUCAUAAGUAGAGUCAUACAUACUACCACGAGUGAAAUGCGAGAUUUAUAUAAUUCAUGGGAGAAAAUUAGCACGGGCAGUUAUUCGAGUGAUAGAUCGAAAAUAUGCAAAGACUCACCAGAGAUGAAUGAUAUUCUUGCGUAUCAAUUUGUAAGAAAAUAUUUCACUGAGGAUAUUUUAAAAUCAGCAACGGAAAUGCUCAAAGAGGUAGAAGAGGAAAUGGAAUCUCUGAUUAAACAAUCUGAUUGGAUGGACGACGAUGCUAAAGAGUUUGCUUUAGAAAAAUAAAAAAUGGGAAAAACAAUUGGAUAUCCGGAAUGGUACAACAAUAUGACAAGCAUUCAAGAAACUUAUAAAGACCUCAUUAUCGGAUCGUCAUAUUAUGAAAACACACUUCGAUAUAGCAGAUUUAGCAAAUGGAAGAACCUACGAACGGUUACACAAGAAUCUAGUCUCAAAGCAAUGCUUACACCACAGAUGAAUCCGCUUGAAAUAAAUGCCUUUUACAUGGUUUGGCUAAAUUCAUUGGUUGUCACAGCAGCGGAUUUCCAGAGCCCAUGGUUCGCUUAUGGUCGACCACAAGCUAUUAAUUAUGGUAUGAUUGGAGUAAUUAUGGCUCACGAAGUCAAUCAUGGAUUCGAUAAUAAAGGACACAUGUGGAAUGAGGAUGGUAUCUUUCUGUGGUGGUUCUCAGCAAUGGCCGAUGCGUAUGAUAAAAAGAAGGAUUGUUUCGUGGAACAGUUUAAUAAUUAUCCUAUUGAUACUAAAACAAAUGAAAAAAUCAAGAAUUAUGGCGAACAGACGAUAGGCGACAAUAUCGCGGAUACAAUGGGAGUACAGGCUAUAUUUAAAGCAUAUCAAACCAACCAAAAAAAGAAUAACGUAAAAGAUGCCAUGUUGCCAGGCAUGGAGGACAUUACCAACGAACAAUUGUUUUUCUUAUCUUUUGCCAAUCUAUGGUGCGAAGCAUACAAACCAAACGCGAUAAUAAACAUCGCUAAAAGCGAUGUGCAUAGUGUUGGAAGAUUGAGAGUUAUAGGAUCCGUAUCAAACUCUGAUGAUUUCGCUAAAGUUUAUAAUUGUCCGGUUGGCAGUCCGAUGAAUCCCGAGAAAAAGUGUAACAUUUGGAACGCGUUUGUCGGCGUGUUUGUAAUAAGAAAUGUCACAUCGAGAACACACAGAUAUCCUUUAAAUUUGACAAGAUUACUUCGUUCAAAGAAAUUAAAUGAUAACACGGAAGAAACGCGAACCGUAUGUGAUUCCGAAAAAUGCAAAGAAACAGCUAAUCUGUUGUUGGAAAAUAUGAAUAAAUCUGUCGAUCCAUGUAAUGAUUUUUACGAAUUUGCAUGUGGGCGAUGGCCGGAACAUAAUCCUAUUCCAGAAGAACGGGAUGCGUGGUCUGCAACCGAUGUAAUCGAUAGCAAAGUCCAACAGCAAAUACAAGAAAUUUUGGAAGCUGCACCUGCGAAAGAUGAUCUCAAACUGGUUAAGCUUGCGAAAAAAUGGUACAAAGCUUGCAUGGACACGGAUGCAAUAGAGAAGCAAGGGAUCGAACCGUUGGUUUCUACUUUAUCACGUUUAGGUGGCUGGCCAAUGUUAACGGAUAAUUGGAACAAGCAGGAGUACUCCUGGCAAGAAGUGGAUGAUCAUUAUAUGCGCUUGACGGGAAGAAAUUCCCUUCAUGACGUGCGAAUAAAGGAACAUUCAAGUGAUCCAAUCGUGGUGGAGAUCGAUACUCCGCAUUUACCACCGGGCUCAAAAAAACUGCAGGCUGUGUUGGAAGGAUAUGCUGGUGAAGACGAGGACGAAGAUGAAAACGAAGAAGAGAACGAAGGAAAAAGUGCAAGUGAUGAGGAUCCAAGUGAUGAAGAAAAGCAAAGUGAUGAGACUCAAGACGAACCUGGAAGCGAAGGCGAAGAUGAUUCUGAAUAUGAUGACGAUGACGACGACGAUGGUAAUGAUGAAGAUAUCAAAGAAAGGAUAAUAAAAAAAAUUAACCAGCAAGAUUAUGGAAAAACAAAAACAAGAAAGGCAACUGUGACAGGGGUUAAUAAUAAAUAUACGCAGGAUAUUAAUCGCCGCAAGAAAGUAGAUAUUCUUAAGAGCCAGAGGAAUCAUUUAAAGAAGAUAUUUAGAAAGACAAAAAAAAUUGUAGAUAAUAUGGACACAACAACUUUUCAGAUUAACAUAAAUGAAAUAAAGAAAAAAAAUCUAAUUCAACAGUACAUUAAUUACAUUUUGAAAGUAGUUAAUGUUAUAGCCAAGAAGAUGAAUAUCAACAUUUCACAACAACGUCUUCUAAACGAUAUCAAUGAUAUGGUCGAAUUUCAAUUGAAUCUGAUUCAGAUUAUUCCUAAACACUAUUCGUUAGACGGUAUAACUACCACGCUUAAUAAUUUCCAAGAAUGGUAUGAACGAAAAAAUCCUAAAACUAAUGGCAAAAUUGACUGGAUCAACAAAAUCAUAACAUUGUUUGACGAGGUAAAUAAAAUCGUAGAUGAUGAUUUAAGUAUAGAAGUUAAUGCGCCAAAUUAUUUCAUAUCUCUUGUUUCUUUGCUGGAUGAGACGCCCACUCGGACAAUCGUAAAUUAUAUACAUUGGAAUUUUAUAAGUAAGAUGAUAAAGGCUACCACAAAUGAAAUGAGAGAGUUGUAUGACUCGUGGGAAAAAGCACUUAGCAAGGAGGAACUUUUUUAUCCAAGAAAUAGAUCGAAAAUUUGCAAGGGAUCACGAGAGAUAAAAGAAGUUCUUGCGUAUGAAUUUGUAAGAAAAUAUUUCACUAACGAUGUCUUAGAAAUAGCAAUAAAGAUGUUCAAUGAAAUAGAAGAAGAGAUGGAGUAUUUAAUUCAAAAUUCAGAUUGGUUGAAUGACAAAGGUAAGAAUUUUGCUUCAGCAAAGCUAAAAAACAUGAAAAAAAUGAUUGGAUACCCGAAUUGGUACAAAAAUAUUUCAAUCAUACAGGACUAUUAUCAAGAACUCAGUUUUGGGUGUUCAUAUUAUGAAAACAUUCUUCGAUAUAACAAAUUCUCCAAAUGGAAAAGCUUACGAAUGAUAAUGAACGUUGAUGCUGAUGAUUCAUUGGAUCCGCUUGAUGUAAACGCCUAUUAUUUACCUUGGACAAAUGCAUUAAUUGUCUCAGCAGCGAAUUUCGAGAAUCCGUGGUUUGCUUAUGGUCAACCACAAGCUCUUAAUUAUGGUAUGGUUGGAGCAAUUAUGAGUCAUGAGGUCAAUCAUGGAUUUGAUGAUCAAGGAUACAUGUACGAUAAAGAUGGUACUUUUCUGGGAUGGUUCUCUGCAAUGGCCGAUGCGUAUGACAAAAAAAAGGAUUGUUUCGUAGAACAGUUCAAUAAUUAUCCUAUUGAUACUAAAACAAAUAAAAAAAUUAAGGAUUAUGGCGAACAGACGACUGGGGAUAAUAUUGCAGAUACAAUGGGAUUACAGGCAAUAUUUAAAGCCUAUCAAAGCAACCAAAAGAAGAACAACAUAACAGAUGCCAUAUUGCCGGGCUUGGAAGAUUUUACUAGUAAUCAAUUGUUUUUCUUGGGCUUUGCUAAUUCAUGGUGUGAAGCGAUCAAAUCAGACAAAUUAAUGACAAUUGCCGAGAAUGAUGAACAUAGUAUUGCAAGAUUAAGAGUUAUUGGCUCUGUAUCAAAUUCGGAUGACUUUGCUGAAGCUUAUAAUUGUCCAGUUAGCAGUCCGAUGAAUCCCGAGAAAAAAUGCAACAUUUGGAAGUAAUCGAAAGAAAUAUUGCAAAUUAAUUUACAUAUAAAUAUCUUGCAAAAAUUAUCUACUCGAAUGUAUCAAUAAAUAAAAUAAAAGCAUGCCUAUAAAUGUC